Molecule: messenger RNA, 396 nt
Organism: Tupaia belangeri chinensis (Chinese tree shrew)
Lineage: Eukaryota; Metazoa; Chordata; Mammalia; Scandentia; Tupaiidae
Product: homeobox protein Hox-A10
Source: RefSeq, a predicted model, not a curated record
CUUCCUGCCCCAAGUCGACCCGCGGCCGCCCGAGUCUCCGCAGGCUCCCGGAGACACGGAUCUGGGCGCCGCCUCUUUGCAACCCGGGACUGACCCGGAGGCUACCGAAGGUGAGCUCAGGAAGGCGUCCUUCCCGGUAAUCGCCUUCCUGCGUCUCCCACCGAGUUACGGCUAUAAGCCCCACGAGGUCAGGGACCCGCAUGCUGUACUCCUAGCAGCGCCUCCACCACCUGCCAGGGCGCCUGGCACAGAACAGGGGGCAAGCGACUCGGGCGGAGCGAGUCCAGGAGAGGAAACCAUCCCGAGACUUCUGGGGGAGUAAGUUCAUUGGCUGGCACUCCCUCCUACCGGGCCCCGCCCACACGGGCCCUCAAGCCACGCCCGCGGAGGCGGGGG